AUGAUCCGUAUCCUGUUCGCUACCCUGCUGCUGGCCUCUGGGGCCCUCAGUUGUGAAACCGCCUAUCCGCCUGUCUUGACCAGAGUGGUUGGAGGAGAAGAUGCAUUCAGCUGGCCCUGGCAGGUGUCCCUGACAUACGCUGUCAAUGGUGGCUGGUAUCACACCUGUGGUGGAACCCUCAUUGCACCCAGCUGGGUCCUGACAGCUGCUCACUGCAUCAGCUCUUCUCUGACCUAUCUAGUGUUUCUUGGUCAAUUUGACCUAAGUGUUGCUGAAAAAGGAUCAAUUGCAGUCAAUCCACCAAAAAUCAUUGUCCAUGAAGGCUGGAACCCAAACAGUGUCGCAGACGGCAACGACAUUGCUUUGAUCAAACUCUCCCGGAGCGUUGCCCUGAGCAAUCAAAUCCAGCCGGCCUGCCUCCCUCCGGCAGACAGUCUCCUGGCCUCUGGUGUCGUCUGCUACGUAACAGGAUGGGGAAGGCUGUACACAAAUGGUCCUCUCCCAAAUAAACUGCAGCAAGGUCCAUUGGCUGUGGUGGAGUACGCCACCUGUUCCCUGCCUACCUGGUGGGGUAGCAUAGUGAAACGCACUAUGAUCUGCGCAGUUGGCAACGGGAUGAUCUCCAGCUGCAAUGGGGACUCUGGUGGUCCACUGAACUGCAGAGGUGCUGAUGGCAGGUGGGCAGUGCAUGGUGUAGUCAGCUUCGGCUCUGCACUAAGCUGUAAUUAUUACCAGAAACCCUCCGUCUUCACUCGGGUCUCCGCUUUCAACAACUGGAUCACUACGGUAAGGGUCUAG
Molecule: messenger RNA, 798 nt
Organism: Dermochelys coriacea (leatherback sea turtle)
Lineage: Eukaryota; Metazoa; Chordata; Testudines; Dermochelyidae
Product: chymotrypsin-like elastase family member 2A
Biological process (GO): proteolysis
Molecular function (GO): serine-type endopeptidase activity
Source: RefSeq, a predicted model, not a curated record